AUGGGCCAUUCGCUGACUGAAGUGGCGGCGACGGACCUGUAUGAACGCGUGAUCGCCGAGUUCGGAUCGAACCGGCCUCAAGACCAAGUGGACCGCACACUACGACACAAACCACCCGAGUACUUUGACGUGAUAGCUCAGCGACUUCGUAAGCGUCUGGCGCUGUACACUGGCGUCACCACCGUCGACGAAUCAUCCUCAUUACCACUUGAUCCUGAGGACGCAUCGACCUCUCCAUCUGCCGACACUCAAGCAACAGCCUCCGCCGCACCAUUCCCGUCAACGAAUCACCCUGAUGACAGCAACGUCCCACAGAUGCCACUACAACUGCCAUCUCUGUUGCUCAUUCCCAACCGCCAGCACCCUCCAUUUCACGUCGACUUGAACGCUAUCGGCCGCCCUGCCCCGACAAUGGCCAAUCCACAUCAACCUUCCACCGACACUACCGGUAUGCUGCCAUCCUUAUGGGACAGGUCCAAAGCUCCCAGACGGGGUCGGCCCAAGGGAAGGACCGCGGCGCCUCCAUCGUCCGCAAGCGAACCCAGUAUGGCGAUACUAGUACCUCCUCCUACUAGUACUACUACUAGUAGCAGUAUCCCACCCCCCCGCGGCGGCCUCGUUGGAGUGUACGCGACGACCAAAUUCACCCCGCGAACAUGCAAACGGCAGUUUGCCCUUGUGGCAGCCCUUGUGCGUCUGUACGAACCUUGGCGUCCGACCUCGGAAUGGACGACUAGUAGUACUACUACUCCUCCUAGUACCCCACACGAGAUGUCGUCUGCGACGAUGGUCAUGGUGGCUAUGAAUAACGAUACCCCCGAAUGGGCUGUGGCUACCAUCGUUCCAGACACCGAUGAUGACCAACAAGGUGGUGGGGUGCUGGUGCAACUGGUAGAGUCAGGGACUCAAUCUCGAGUGCCACGUCAUCACAUAUUUGUGGGCGUCGAUCACUUUGUCGCAUUUUCGGGCACGGCCGUGGUGCAAAUCAAGGAACAAUCUGCUGCUGCAGGUGUACAGGAGGCGAUUGUAUGACGUCAACCCAGAGGACCGCGACCAGAUAGAAACUUUAAGAACUAGUUACUUUGGUCAUAUUUAUUGGGCAUAUCGAGGGCUAAUUAGGAAUGAGGCCAUUUGCAAGUAAACAAG
Messenger RNA from Aphanomyces astaci, 1146 nucleotides. RefSeq lists its product as hypothetical. The transcript is spliced from 4 exons. The record is from RefSeq and is a predicted model, not a curated record. Lineage: Eukaryota; Oomycota; Saprolegniomycetes; Saprolegniales; Verrucalvaceae. The coding region runs from base 1 to 1032 and encodes 343 amino acids.